Gadus morhua (Atlantic cod) is the source of this 2132-nucleotide messenger RNA. RefSeq names its product potassium channel, subfamily K, member 4b (gene kcnk4b). Gene Ontology annotation, biological process: stabilization of membrane potential; potassium ion transmembrane transport. NCBI's taxonomy places the organism in Eukaryota, Metazoa, Chordata, Actinopteri, Gadiformes, Gadidae. The record is from RefSeq and is a predicted model, not a curated record. Gene Ontology annotation, cellular component: plasma membrane. Bases 71 to 1516 code for a protein of 481 amino acids. The transcript has 6 exons. Gene Ontology annotation, molecular function: potassium ion leak channel activity; outward rectifier potassium channel activity.
UGGUGGAGGAGGAGUGGGUAGACAGCAGCCGCCGCCGCAGCCCUCCCUGUCCCUGCGGGGCGGCGUCAGCAUGCGCUGCUCCACCCUCCUCGGUAUCCUGACGGGGGUGCUGCUGUACCUGGUGCUGGGGGCCGUGGUGUUCCGCACCCUGGAGGCCCCCCAGGAGGAAGGCCAGCACAUCCACCUGCAGGACACACGCCGCGACUUCCUCUUCAACUUCACCUGCGUCAGCCCCGACAGCCUGCAGGCGCUCAUCGAGGAGGUUGCCGAUGCGGUGGGCGCCGGUGUGGACACCAGUAUCAACGCCAGCAGCUUCACCAGCCAGUGGGACCUGGCCAGCGCAUUCUUCUUCUCCGGAACCAUCAUCACGACCAUUGGGUUUGGGAACAUCUCCCCCAAGACGGAGGGCGGCCAGCUGUUCUGUAUCUGCUACGCGCUGGUUGGCAUUCCCAUGUUUGGUUUCCUGCUGGUGGGCGUGGGCGAUCACCUCGGUACGGGUCUGAGGAAGGUCAUUCUCAAAAUAGAGACUCUCUUCUUGAAGUGGCGCGUCAGCCCCACCAUCGUGAGGGUCAUCUCCGCCGUGCUGUCCAUCCUGCUGGGUGUGGUGCUCUUCGUGGCCGUGCCCAUCUUCGUGUUCCAGGAGGUGGAGGGAUGGACUCUCCUGGAGUCGGCCUACUUCGUGGUCAUCACCUUGACCACGGUCGGCUUCGGCGACUACGUGGCCGGGGACUCUGGGGUGGAGGGCAGUGACACCUGGUACAAGCCCCUAGUGUGGUUCUGGAUCCUGGUCGGCCUGGCCUACUUCGCCUCCAUCCUCACCAUGAUCGGGAACUGGCUCCGGGUGCUGUCCAAGAAGACCCGGGCAGAGAUGGAGGAGCUGCGGGCCCACGCCUCCAACCUGACGCAGAACAUCCAGAACAUGUCCGUGGACUUCCGCAUCCCGGGCAAGGGGCUGGAGGACCCCUUCAAGCGCCACCGCAAGAAGCGCCGCCGCGGAGGGAAGGGGGGCCACAGCACCUCGGCCAACGGGGCCCCGGGGGGCCCGGGGGGCCCGGACGCCCAGGGCCCCGACGGGUCUGGCUCGGGGUCGGAGUCCGGCUCCGGGUCCUCCUCGUCCUACACAUCCAACGAGUCCGAGUCGGGCUCGGGCUCGGGGUCGGACGCGGACGCGGCGUCCCAAGCCACGCAGACGGACCACGUGGCCGACGCCCGCGACGCCGAGCCGGAGCAGAGCUUCCCCGACGCGCUCUUCUCCCAGCCGCUGGACUACUUCGGGGAGAACCUGGCCUUCAUCGACGAGUCCUCCGACGCGCAGAGCGGGAAGCUGCACCUGGACCCCCUGCUGGACCCCGCCCUGCCCGAGAAGAGGGGCCGGUCCCGCCAGCCCAAGAGACGGCGCCCGAGGAGACCGGCUCCCCAGGGGAGGAGGGGCAGCGCCAGGACCUCCCCGCCCAGCUCCGACCAGAGGCCCGACGGGGGGCCGCCGCGCCCGCCGGGGACGCAGGUCCCCUGUUGAGGCGGAGGCGUCCGAUGGCCGUCCCCGCGCCGCGGGUCGACCCCGAGGUCGUUGGAGGGGGGACCUGGGAGCCAUUUGACCCUGAAGCCUCUGUCCGACAGGAGGUCAUCCACCCAGAACCGACUCCUCAGAAGCCAUCUUGAAGAAAGCCAUCCAGAAUCCCAGGAACUGGAACCCUUCAUCCCUAGAAACCAAAACACUUGAUUGAUGAUUUGGCGCAAGCAUGAACCUAUAUGUGCCUGCUGAAAGAUGAGGAGGGUCCGACCUCCUCCUUAAUGUUGUGUUCUGGCCUGAUGUUGCACUAGCCUUCUCUACACUUCACUCACUAUAGUCAACGUUAAACGAGUUCAUAUCACGGGGAGAAUGCUUACGUGUGCACACUUACAAAAGAAGAGGAGAAACGCAUGGUUCGCUUUAUAGCCUUCAAUCAGCCAUAAAACCACUCCCGCGGUUUACACGGGAACACAACUUUCCAUAAAUACUCAACCAUCGCCAAAAAUAGCUACUUUUUAUAAUCAUAUUCUGUUUCAGCACCAGACUUUCUGACUAGGGUGAACUUGCUGAAUAACACAACGUGCCUGCAAAAAAACAGCAAAUAAAUAUUUUGUUCACAGUU